Messenger RNA from Ilex paraguariensis (yerba mate), 3562 nucleotides. Lineage: Eukaryota; Viridiplantae; Streptophyta; Magnoliopsida; Aquifoliales; Aquifoliaceae. The record is from the annotation of a GenBank genome assembly.
AUGGAAGCCAGCGCCGGACUUGUUGCCGGAUCUCACAAUCGUAACGAGCUCGUCGUCAUUCACGGCCAUGAAGAGCCUAAGGCAUUGAGGGAUUUAACUGGUCAAAUCUGUGAGAUAUGUGGCGAUGAGAUUGGGCUGACGGUGGACGGCGAUUUGUUCGUGGCAUGCAAUGAGUGCGGUUUUCCAGUGUGCCGGCCGUGCUACGAGUAUGAAAGGAGAGAAGGGAAUCAAUUGUGCCCCCAGUGCAAGACCAGAUAUAAGCGUCUCAAGGGGAGCCCAAGGGUGGAGGGAGAUGAUGAUGAAGAAGAUGUCGACGACAUAGAACAUGAAUUCAACAUCGAUGACAAAAAACACAGGAACAAAAACAUAGCAGAAGCCAUGCUUCAUGGGAAGAUGAGCUAUGGAAGAGGCCCAGAAGACGACGAAACCGCCCAGUACCCACCGAUCAUUGCUGGCAUCCGAUCUCACCCUGUGAGUGGCGAGUUCCCAAUAUCAAGCUAUGCUCAUGGAGAGCAGAUGCAGCCUUCAGCUUUACAUAAACGUGUGCAUCCAUAUCCACUCUCUGAGCCUGGCAGUGCAAGAUGGGAUGAGAAGAAAGAGGGAGGGUGGAAAGAAAGGAUGGAUGACUGGAAAAUGCAGCAAGGCAAUCUGGGACCUGAACCCGAUGACUUGGCUGACCCUGACAUGGCCUUGGUAGAUGAAGCAAGGCAACCACUCUCAAGGAAAGUACCAAUUGCAUCCAGCAAGAUCAAUCCUUACCGGAUGGUGAUUGUGACUCGGCUUCUUGUUCUCGCCAUUUUCCUUCGUUAUAGAAUCCUCAACCCAGUGCACGAUGCCAUCGGCCUCUGGCUUACUUCUGUGAUAUGUGAGAUCUGGUUUGCCUUCUCCUGGAUCCUUGAUCAGUUCCCCAAAUGGCUCCCCAUUGAUCGCGAAACUUAUCUCGAUCGCCUUUCUCUCAGAUACGAGAGGGAAGGCGAACCAAAUAUGCUAGCUCCAGUGGAUAUCUUUGUCAGUACAGUGGAUCCCAUGAAGGAACCUCCUCUUGUUACAUCUAACACUGUUCUAUCAAUCUUAGCAAUGGACUACCCAGUCGACAAAAUCUCAUGUUACAUUUCCGAUGAUGGGGCUUCAAUGUGUACCUUCGAAGCAUUAUCAGAAACUGCAGAAUUUGCUCGAAAAUGGGUUCCCUUCUGCAAGAAAUUUUUGAUUGAACCUAGAGCCCCAGAGAUGUACUUCUCUCUGAAGAUUGAUUAUCUUAAGGACAAAGUGCAGCCUACAUUUGUCAAAGAGCGUCGAGCUAUGAAGAGAGAGUAUGAAGAAUUUAAGGUUAGGAUCAAUGCAAUUGUUGCAAAAGCCAUGAAGGUUCCUACAGAAGGAUGGAUCAUGCAAGAUGGGACACCAUGGCCAGGAAACAAUACCAAGGAUCAUCCGGGUAUGAUUCAAGUCUUUCUGGGUCAGAGUGGAGGCCUUGAUGCAGAAGGAAAUGAGCUCCCUCGCCUUGUUUACGUUUCUCGUGAGAAGAGACCUGGUUUUCAGCAUCAUAAGAAAGCUGGUGCCAUGAAUGCCCUGGUUCGUGUCGCUGGAGUCCUUACCAAUGCUCCCUUCAUGCUGAACUUGGACUGUGACCAUUACUUGAAUAACAGCAAGGCUGCACGAGAGGCAAUGUGCUUCCUGAUGGACCCACAAAUUGGGAGAAAGGUCUGUUAUGUCCAAUUUCCUCAAAGAUUUGAUGGCAUAGACAGGCACGAUCGAUAUGCCAACAGAAACACAGUCUUCUUUGAUAUAAACAUGAAAGGUCUAGAUGGGAUUCAAGGUCCUGUAUAUGUUGGCACUGGAUGUGUCUUCAGAAGACAGGCGUUGUAUGGCUAUGAGCCUCCAAAGGGCACCAAGCGCCCAAAAAUGGUAAGCUGUGACUGCUGCCCAUGUUUUGGACGUCGCAAAAAACAGCAGAAAUAUUCUAAACAUGGUGCAAAUGGAGAUGGUGAUAACGUUCAAGGGUUUGAUGAUGACAAGGAGCUAUUGAUGUCCCACAUGAAUUUUGAAAAGAAGUUUGGGCAGUCAGCAAUUUUUGUGACGUCAACCUUAAUGGUUGAGGGAGGUGUUCCUCCUUCCUCCAGCCCGGCGGCCCUGCUGAAAGAAGCCAUUCAUGUGAUCAGCUGUGGCUAUGAAGACAAAACUGAAUGGGGUUCUGAGUUGGGAUGGAUCUACGGCUCUAUCACAGAGGAUAUCCUCACAGGUUUUAAGAUGCAUUGCCGUGGUUGGAGGUCCAUAUACUGUAUGCCCGAGUUGCCUGCAUUCAAGGGGUCUGCUCCUAUUAAUCUGUCAGAUCGUCUCAACCAGGUGCUUCGUUGGGCUCUAGGAUCUGUUGAGAUCUUUUUCAGUCGUCACAGCCCUGCCUGGUAUGGCUACAAGGGUGGAAAACUCAAAUGGCUCGAGCGGUUGGCAUAUGUUAACACAACUGUCUAUCCCUUCACCUCCAUACCUCUCCUUGCCUAUUGUACCCUCCCUGCCAUCUGCUUGCUCACUGGAAAAUUCAUUAUGCCAGAGAUAAGCACCUUUGCAAGUCUCUUCUUCAUUGCUUUGUUCCUUUCAAUUUUUGCGACGGGCAUUCUUGAGCUGAGGUGGAGUGGAGUAAGCAUAGAGGAAUGGUGGAGAAAUGAGCAAUUUUGGGUGAUAGGUGGCGUGUCUGCACAUCUCUUUGCUGUUGUACAAGGUCUUCUUAAGAUUUUGGCUGGAAUAGAUACCAACUUUACUGUCACAUCCAAGGCAUCAGAUGAUGAGGAUUUUGCAGAACUAUACGCUUUCAAAUGGACUACACUCCUAAUCCCUCCAACCACUCUCUUGAUCAUCAAUCUUGUUGGGGUUGUGGCUGGAAUCUCUGAUGCCAUAAACAAUGGGUCCCAAUCAUGGGGUCCACUAUUUGGAAAGCUCUUCUUUGCUUUUUGGGUAAUUGUUCAUCUCUACCCAUUCCUCAAAGGUCUCAUGGGGAGGCAGAACAGGACACCCACCAUUGUUGUUAUAUGGUCAGUGCUUUUGGCUUCUAUCUUCUCCUUGCUUUGGGUCAGAAUUGACCCAUUUGUGUUAAAAACCAAGGGACCUGAUGUCAAGCAAUGCGGAAUUAAUUGCUAAGCAUAUUAUUUGUGUUCCUUUUGAGAGCUGCUCUUCAGCAAAGUUUGUGGGUAUUUUUGUAUAGGCCAAUGGAGUGAUGGAAGAAAGAAUAAAUCCAAGGUGAAAAGUUUUGUUAGCCUAACCUAUUGUACUCUGGUGCUUUUUUUUUUCUAAGGCUUUCAAAACAACACAGAUAAAUUUCCUGGAAUACGAAGUGGAUUGUUUUCUAAUGAAUACAGCAUGGGAAGGGCAUUUAGCUCAAUAGACCACGGAUUAAACAUAUCAUCUCAAACUACAAAUUACUCAGAACAUAACGUAGUAACUAAUGGCCAAAUACAACCACCAGAACAGCAAAUUAAAUUGGGCAUUCCUUUUCUACGAUUUAUUUUAAAAACCGUCAUGCCAAUGGCCAAACUAAGCAGUUUCAAGUGAGAGUAUUUGUACCUCAUGAGAU